Trichogramma pretiosum is the source of this 1083-nucleotide messenger RNA. Its product is annotated as homeobox protein 10-like. The record is from RefSeq and is a predicted model, not a curated record. The transcript has a single exon. The coding region runs from base 18 to 773 and encodes 251 amino acids. Lineage: Eukaryota; Metazoa; Arthropoda; Insecta; Hymenoptera; Trichogrammatidae.
CCUCGACCGCGCUCGCGAUGCAACGCGCCGUUGAGGCAGUAGCAGCAGAAAAAGAAGCAGUAGAUAUGGCGCAGCCUCAUCCUCCUCCUCUCUCGCCUUCGUCCCGCUCCCUCAAUUGUCACCGGAUUCGCAACAACAACAACAACAACAACAACAACAACAUCAUCAACAAUAUCAACAACAACGAGCAGUUUGAUUCGUCGCACUCGACGUCGUCGCCUCAGCUGCAACCAGCACUGGCAGCAGUGCGUCCGCCACAGCAGCGCUCCAAGGUCUAUCGUCGGGCCUCGCUGAAAUCGUUGACGGGCAGCAGUUACGGCCCGAGCGUGACGACGUCGCCGGCUCACUCGACCUCGUCACCCUCGUCGCGCAUCCUCAAAGUCUCCAGCAGCAGACUCCAGCAGCAGAAGCUCGACGAGAAAGAAAACGAAGAGCCUUGUGAUACGUCUUCUAAAUUAAGCACCAGUACUAGUAAUAAUGUCACUAGAUGUAGCAGUAGUAGUAGCAGUAACGUUAAGUGUAACCCAGUAGAGGCAUUUUCGAGCCUUACGGCUAGUAGUAAUAAUUGUAGCAGUAGUGGUACUACCGGUAGUAAUAACGGCAGUGGCAACAACGAUGAUGAUAACGUAGAAAAGACCACGACGACGACGACAAAGUCCCGACGUUGCUCGAGUUUCUUACCGAUCCUCUCGCUCAUCCCACACACCGUGAUUAGCUUUCAAUAUCCAUGUCCCAAGAUGAAGUUCUCGUGGUGGCGUAAUAAGAUCUCGUGAAGGCACGCCUAAGCGCACGAAUAAACUUCACCCUCUCUUUGUCCAAGUCUCCUCUGUUCCUCCCCGCCACGUGUUUCGUAUCGUAUUUUUCCUAUCGAGCAACGGUGAAUCAUUCCUCGAUAUUUUGCAACUUUUUACUCGCUGCUGCUGUUGCUGCGUAUCAAAGAUUCCAUCUUUUAUUCCAAAUUCGAGUGUAAUACGUAAAAGUUAAGACAAAUUUCCGUGUUUUCCAUUAUGUGUAGAAUGCUGAUGAAAUUUCGCACGGUAGUUCCUAUACAUAAUAGUCGCAUAUAAUGUGAAGCGAACAAAA